AUGGCAAUUUAUCAAAUCAUUCUCGGAAUCACUGUAGGAGUUGCCUUAUUGGCCUAUUUCUCUAAUAAACCUUAGAAUAAAGAAGAAAAAGGAAAGGAAUAAAAAAAUUAAGAUAACAAUAAGUAACCUAAGAAAAAUGAAAGUGGUUUAGAUGAAUAAAAACAGAGGAAAUUGGAUAAAUAUGUAAAUGCUUUAGAGAGUAGCUCUGUUAAAGAUUUCUAAGCUAUGAUUAAAAAAAUUGAUGAUUAAGAAGAGAGGAAAGAAGUUUUAGAGUUAUUAAAAAGUCAGUAUUCUAAGGGUAAGGGAACUAGGCAUAAUACGGAGAAUAUGAGUAUGGAGGAGUAAUUUGCGGAUGCAGCUGACUCUUUUGGAAAGAACAUUUGUGUUUUGUUUUUAGAACUGAGCUUUUUAGCAAUUUUAGUACUAGGUGCUGGUUAUUUAUUUGGAUUUAUUAAUUUUGAGGAUGAUGUUACGAAAUGA
Molecule: messenger RNA, 480 nt
Organism: Stylonychia lemnae
Lineage: Eukaryota; Ciliophora; Spirotrichea; Sporadotrichida; Oxytrichidae
Source: the annotation of a GenBank genome assembly